UCUGCAACGUGAAAAUCUUAUUUAGUAAAAGUCACUAAGUUGACCGCCGACCCCGUGCGGUAAAAAUGUUGAGGUUAUAUUUUUAAAAUAAUUUUCAAUAAAACAACUAACAAUGGCAUUAACACUGUUGGGAAAGCGUAUCUUGUCAAGACGGCCACAACUUCUCAACUCCAUUAGAAAAAAUGGCUACAUCGUUUUGGUGCCAGAAAUCGGUGAAGACUUACCCGAGAAAAACCCCCUCCUCCAGAACGACGGCUUGCCCGAAUUCAGCAACAUCACCAUUGAAAAUUGCAUGGCAGCAAUCGCCAAACAAACGCUCGACUUGGAGGCCGGUGUGAAAGAAAUCGAAACAUCGUUAAGCGAAACCGGAACCACUGACAUUUUCCACGACGUGUUUCAAGUCCUGGAGGAGAUCGUGGCGCCCUUGGACCUAACCUGGGGGCUAUCAAAAACGCUCUACUUAGGUAACAGUAGUCUAAUGCCCACCAAAAGCUACUUGGCCAUCCACGACCGCGCAAAACGGGCCCGUGCCGCGAAAUUCAACAGUCCGGUGAUUUACGAGUCGGUUAAAAGGGAACUGCAGGGCGAAGCCCCCCACAGUGAGGAGGAAACUAGGAUAUUGAACAAAUUCGCUUUGGAGGGCAAACUAAACGGUCUGGAACUCACCGACUCGCAGAAAGUCCAGCUCAAGCAACACAUUAACAAACUCACAGCUGAGCGGUUGCAGUUCAAGCAAAAAGUCGACAUUUGUACCAAACAAUUUUCUCACACCAUCCGGGACUCGUCGAUUGUGCGCGAUUUUCCGCUAGAUUUGCUAAAAACGACGGCUUCAAAUCCGUUAAAACCGCUCGAUGGCCCCUGGAAGGUGACUCUGGACCCCCAUGUUUACUUGCCGAUUAUGGAACAUUGCCCUGAACGUGAAAUACGGUGGAAUGUCUGGCAGGCGUUGGUAAGUCGGGGCUCGGGUUAUGGGGAUCGUGAUUUGUCAACGGGGGUCCAUUUGGAGGAAAUUAGGUUUGCGAGACGCGAUUUAGCUAAAUUGUUAGGUUUUGAAACGUAUGCUGAUCUUUCAAUGGAGACGAAAAUGGCAGAGAAUGUUGGUAAUGUGAACAGUAUGUUGCAUACUCUCCUUGAGAAGGCUAAGCCGGCACAAGAGACUGAACUGGCCAGUUUGUACGAAUUUGCCCUCGAAAGGGGGUUCAAGGGGGGUAGGAUCGAACUGUGGGACGUUCCGUAUUGGAGGAAGAAACAGCUCAAAACACUGUUCAAUUACAACGAGGAGGAGUUCAAGAAUUAUUUUCCCCUACCCACGGUUUUAACCGGUUUGUUUGAGCUGUGUGAGAGAUUGUUCAAUGUGGUGAUCAAACAACGAAACGACAUAUCUACCUGGCACAAAGACGUCAAAUUUUACGAUAUUUUCGAGCCCCAGACAAGCGCCCCCAUUGCCGGGUUUUACCUCGACCCGUACGCGCGCUCAGACGAGAAAAUAACCAUCCAGCAAAGCAACGGUUGGAUGGUUGGCAUCCAAAGUCAGAGCAAAAUCACCGCGACUAAACCAUUAGCAGCCCUCAUCUUCAACUUUGAGCCCCCUUCAGGCAACAAACAAUCUCACUUGACGUUCAAAGAAGUCAAACACUUGUUCCACAAGUUUGGCUUAGCCCUCCAGCAUUUACUCACUCGAACCACGUACUCAGAAGUCUCAGGGUCCUCGAAUAUUGAGUGGGAUGCGGUCGAAGUCAGUGGCCACGUCCUGGCCCACUGGCUGUACAAUAAGGAGAUAAUGCAGAACAUUUCUUGCCAUUGUCACAGUCGGGAGAAACUCCCCGAAAGUAUGUUUGAUUGCUUGAUGGAGGCGCACAAGCACUUGGCCGGGAUUGACUUAUCGAGAGAGCUGUAUUUGGCGGCGCUUGAUUUAGAACUGCACCAUUCGACCGAGUAUUGGCUGGAAAUAGUGAAGAAGUUGUGGCCGCAGUUCCGGUGCUUCCCUCUUGAUAAACUCGACUCGCAUCCUUGUUCCUUCACGCAGAUUUUUACAGAGGAGUGGGCUGCGGCUUAUUACUCGCACGUCUGGUCGAGGAUGAUUGCCGCUGAUGUGUACAGUGCGUUUCAUGAAGUGCAGGGAGAUGACCAAAAAAUUAGAGAUGUAGGGAAGAGAUAUAGGGAAACGUUUUUGGCCUUGGGAGGUAGUUGCCAUCCUAGUAAAGUUUUUAGGAAGUUUAGAGGACGGGAUCCGUCGCCGAACGCGUUGCUUAGGUCGCUAGGUUUAAAGAAAAGUAAGAUAGAGAGUUAAUUAUUUGUAUAUUAUGUAGGUGUUGUAAAAUAAUUAAAAAUGAGACUGUUAA
Tribolium castaneum (red flour beetle) is the source of this 2342-nucleotide messenger RNA. RefSeq lists its product as uncharacterized. Gene Ontology annotation, biological process: proteolysis. The coding region runs from base 113 to 2290 and encodes 725 amino acids. The transcript is spliced from 2 exons. The record is from RefSeq and is a predicted model, not a curated record. Gene Ontology annotation, molecular function: metalloendopeptidase activity. NCBI's taxonomy places the organism in Eukaryota, Metazoa, Arthropoda, Insecta, Coleoptera, Tenebrionidae.